AUGGGGCUGGCUUACAACACCUACCUUAGCAGCAACAAGAUCUAUGGCUGCAAGACAUGUAAGGCGCACCUUGCUAACCAUGAGGAUAUCAUUAGUCGAAACUUCCGCGGGCAGCACGGGAAAGCAUAUCUCUUUCACAGCGUCGUUAACAUCGAGACGGGAACCCCAAACGAACGUAAUAUGACAACUGGCCGACACGUUGUUCGCGAUAUUACAUGCCGCCAGUGCAAGGAAACUGUCGGGUGGAAAUACGACAAGGCCUACGAAUCGUCAGAGAAAUACAAGGAGGGCAAAUUCAUUCUUGAAGCAGAGUUGCUUUGUAAUGUUACCUGA
Messenger RNA from Fusarium venenatum, 333 nucleotides. RefSeq names its product Yippee/Mis18. NCBI's taxonomy places the organism in Eukaryota, Fungi, Ascomycota, Sordariomycetes, Hypocreales, Nectriaceae. The record is from RefSeq and is a predicted model, not a curated record.